This is a messenger RNA of Acaulospora morrowiae, 2489 nucleotides long. Lineage: Eukaryota; Fungi; Glomeromycota; Glomeromycetes; Diversisporales; Acaulosporaceae. The record is from the annotation of a GenBank genome assembly.
ACGAUGAACGUCGAGGUGGCGGGCGCGAACGAAGACAAGAACGUGUCAGAGGUUAUGGAGAAACUCAAGAACAGCCAGUAGAAGAUAGUCCCGAAAAGAGAUUGGCGACACUUCUUAUCGUGUUAGGUGAUAAGAUGACACCCGAAGAAAUUCACAAAAACAUAGAAAAAUUUGCGGGCGUCAUUCUUGAAGAAUAUUCUAAAUAUGAAACGCACAUACUGAAAACCUUUAAAAAUUGUUUCAUGGAAUUAUCAACGAAAUCAUCCAUCUAUGGUACUCUUGCCGGCCUUAUGAAUGCCAAAAGGUCUGACAUUGGGGCUGCAAUUGUAAAAAUGACAUCGCAAACUUUGCAACAAUGCUUAUACGAAGGAAAUUGGCGAGGAGCUAAACUGGCGCUCAAAUUUUUUGCAGAAUUAACAAAUGCAAAUGUUAUCCUACCCAGAACUAUGUUGGACAUUUAUGAUGAUUUGUUGAUUACCCUUGACGAAUCAAAUGUGAAAAUGUGUCGAGCAGAUACAAUUAUUUACAUCAUCCUGUCCACAUUACCUUAUGUGGCAAUGCGACUGCGUGAGCGAAGUCCGGUGGUGUUGGAUAGUGUGCUAUCUAAGAUUGAACGAUAUGUUGAAACACGGGAGAGAAUUAUCAUGGAAAUUAAUGGAUCAGCCGUCCUUCAAUCCGUCACUCCUUACGUCAGAAUUGGUGUUCCUUACGAGCAACAGGAUAUGCUUGAAUUGUUAUGGAUACAAAUACAAAAUUUAAAGCAAAAUGAUUGGGUGUGUUCGAUAUUAUUGAAACCUUGGUCAGAAUACGAUAGCAUAUUGGUGACUGCGGAUCAACAUGAAGUCGAUAAAUUUAUAGUUCCAGAACAUUCUCACGGAAUAAAUUAUUAUCCGGUACCCUUAUUUCGAAUUUUUGUCGGAUUAGAAGAUGAGUCGAUGAUUGACCUCCAUCAGCCUUCAGAAAUUUCUUUCUUUCUUGUCCGUGAUAAUAUCGAAGACAUUAUUGAAAUAUAUGAGAUAAAUCGUAAAGAGUGCACAAAAUACCUAAAAGAACUUCCAUACAAUUUCGCUCCAGGAACUUUUGUCGAUAAAGAUACCACUUUGUCAGCGACAAAAACCGAGGUAAAAAAUGAGCCUGAGAUAAAAGAAGAGCCUGACAUUAAAAUAGAGCCUGAUGAUACCUUUUCCUCUGGCUGGGGUGACGAUAAUUCCACAGAAAGCAAGCCAAUGUUAAGUGUGGAUAAGGCUAAUGGUUUUAGACUUGAACAGAUUAUUGUCGAGGCCAUUGGAAUUCUCUUUGACCGACUUGACUUUAUGGACGUGGAAUGCUGUUACCGAUUUUGGAACUGGUUCUCUCACCAUCUUAGUAAUUUUGGAUUUGUUUGGAAUUGGAAAGACUGGGAAAAUACUUUGCAAUUAGAUCCAUUGCACCCUAAAGUUUGUUUCAUACGAGAAACGUUAGAAAAGGCUGUGCGUUAUAGUUAUUACGAUCGGAUAAGAACUUCGAUACCUGAUGAAUUUUUGGUAGUAUUUCCAUCAUCUGAGCCUUCUACUAAUUUUCGUUACGAAGAUAAAGAACAUCCAUUGUACAAUUUGUCUACGAACAUGAUAAGUAAACUCCGCACAAAAAGUCCUAAUAGUGAAAUACAAUCUGUUCUGGAUGAGGUGGGCAAGAAUUUCCCGGAAAUGCCCCAACUUGAACGAGAGCACUCUAUAAGAGACUUGUUCACGCAAUGUGUUCUUAUGCUAGGUAGCAAGAGCUUCAGUCACGUGCUGAAUGUCAUUGAAAGAUACCUACCAAUUUUACAGUCAUUGAACGAGACAUUCGAGGCAAGAGUUCAUACUGUCAAAAUUGUAUCUGAAUUCUGGGUCAAUAAUACGCAGUUUUUGGGUAUUCUACUCGAUAAAUUAUUGAAUUAUCGCGUUAUCGAUGCCAUUGCUGUAAUAUAUUGGCUUCUCACUGAUGAGAUGGAGAAAGAUAUUGCUAGAUCGUACACGUGGGAAAUAAUGAAAAAUACAAUCAACAAGGUAAUAUCACGCGUCAAGCAAGUAGCAGUCAAAUUAGAAUCAGUGUUAAAACCAGGUUCCGAGAAUGUUGGUCAGGGUGUGGAUAUAACGUCUGAAGAGAGUAAAAAGGUUAACCUCGAUGAGAUACAGAAUCUCGAAAAUACUUUGAACAUGGUGACCAGAGAACAAAAAGAAGUUUUGCUAAAAGUGUUUCAACUGUGCAUUUCUCGGCUUGAAAAUAAGUUGACAGAUUAUAGCAACCAGGGAAUACAAGAUCCGAUGGCUCAGCCAUGGUUUUGGUGGGCUUAUGGAUUCUUCCGAGAAAUUGCUCGAACGUAUCAGCCACAGAUUUCGACAUUUAUGGUAACAUUAGAAACUGUGGUUCUUACGCCAGGGUCUAAUCCGAAUAUUACAAAUGUUAUUGAGAUGGUGAAAUUGUUAUCAAAAUUUAGCGAUGCGACAGUAGAAAAUGACUUUUCAUAG